Xenia sp. Carnegie-2017 is the source of this 4242-nucleotide messenger RNA. RefSeq lists its product as uncharacterized. The record is from RefSeq and is a predicted model, not a curated record. The transcript is spliced from 16 exons. NCBI's taxonomy places the organism in Eukaryota, Metazoa, Cnidaria, Anthozoa, Malacalcyonacea, Xeniidae. Bases 284 to 4096 code for a protein of 1270 amino acids.
AAAUCGAAUUCUUGAAAUGCGUUGUUUUCCUGCACAUGUGUUGACAAUUUACGUGAAUUCAUUGUCACCAGGAGGCAGAAAAUAAAUGUCAAUAUGGUUUCUAUUAAUGGAAUACGAUGCUAUACGUACAAGCAUCUAAAUGGUUAAUAAAGACCGUCAGUCAAACGUAGCUACUGCAGUACUGCCCAGUAGAAGAGAGUCAGAUCGAGCGAGAAAGAUAUCUCUUGCGACGUAACAAAAUCAAAUUUAUCUGAACGGUUCAAGAGUGUUUAUCCUGCAAAAGAUGACAUAUUUACUUCUUAUAUUUGUUAUAAUCUUAUGUUUACCAAGUUUGGCGCUGCUGGUAAAUAACAAAAAUUGCGUCCAUGAUGAUGAUUGCAGGAAAGGCCAAGGAUGCUCAGAUGCGGGAAAUUGUGUGUGUAAAAGUGGAAUAAAAUCAGACGCUGCAUCAUGCCCACCACAGUGCACCAGUAACGUUGAUUGCAACUCAACGUCACUAGUAUGUCAAGGAAAUAAAUGUGUGUGCAAAAACGACGACACUCCGGUUUGGGAUUGGAGACGUCAAUCCUGUCGAGGUUGCUAUGACAGUGAAGAAUGUGGUGAAUACCAUGAAUGCUUGAAACAAAAAUGCGAAUGUUAUACGGAGUUUUACCAUUUAAUUAAUGGAGAGUGUGCAGCUUGCAAAACGAAUGGUGAUUGCGGUCAAAAUAGAAUUUGUCUCGACAAAGCAGUUACCACUCCGCAGAAAUGCAUAUGCGCAACUGGUUAUAUUUGGAAUUUAGACGAUUUUAAGUGUAAACCAAUAUCUUGUGCUAAUAAUCCAUGUGGGGGCGUCUCUGAGUGCAUUGAUGAACCAAACAUGGAACAACACUUCCGUUGUGUUUGUCCCGAGGACCUAUUUGGAGAUGGAUAUCACUGUCAUGACUCACCUUGCUACAAUUACCCAUGCCAUAACGGUGGGACGUGCUUAAAACAGAACAACGGAUAUUCUUGCUUGUGUCCAAUAGGAUUCACUGGAGGACAAUGUAAAGAAGAAUUAAAAAAAGAUAAAACAUUACACUGGUGCCAAAGAGAUGAAGAGUGUUUGUAUGGUGGAACUUGUAAUGGCAGUGAAUGCAUAUGCCUCAACGGUCACUCUGGACCUUUUUGCGAAGUUUUGGACUAUCAAUCCUAUCUCGAUUAUCCUCGCAUAAAUUUUGCUGGAAUUAUUGAAGCUGAUGUCUCAACCAUGCAGAAUUUUAUGGAUAAUUACGAAGCUAGUGUUGAUCCUUUGCUCCGACCGCAUAAUCUUUCUUCAAAUCCGAAAGGUAGUGGAGUAUGGCGCUUAAGAAAAGCACAUGUCACAAGUGCAUUCAUUAAAAAACGUCAAGAAAAAAUAUGUUCAAUAAAUGACAAUAUGGAUAAAGUUGUACAUGCAGUUGUAAAAGACACUUCUCUGAGAGCAAGCGCUAAACUUGUUGAUUUUGAUGUUGAAAUGCAAACCGUCCGUACGAUAUAUGGUUGGACAAUUGAAGUGGAAAACUUCUUUAAAGGCGAUUUUCAACCCGUUCCUUUUCAGUAUAUUUGGAAUAAAAACAAAGACAGAGCUUACAGCGAAUAUGGAGCUGUUUCUCAAAGCAUUCUUAAUAAUGUUCAAUUCGGUUAUAGAGCUGAUGAGUCCGAAAUUGUGAAAUUCUUUAAGAGAAAUGUUGAUAAUGAUAAAAUUAAACUGUCGAUACAUUUCAAUAUUGAUCGGUACUCUACUGAUUCAAGGAGAAGUGAUUUCAACACAGCAAGGAUUGUUGGUUCUAUCGGCAUAUCUGGUCCCAGAUCUCCGCCCUAUUUUACUCUAGGUCGAAUUUUGGAACCUGUCAACGAUAAGCGUUUUUGGUAUUUGCCAUUUGUUCAAAGAUCUAACCGCAUUCUGCUAGAUAUUGGAAACAGCUUUCAGAUAGAAGCUAAUGGAAAAGUCUCAAAAAAUGUAGGCCAACUUCGCUUAGGAUUUUUAAAAUUUGGCGAUUCAGAACCGGAUUGUCAUAACGUUGAAAAUGAAAGUGAUGAAUGGAGUCCUCAAAAUAAUGAUUAUGAAGUGACUUCUGGAAUAAUGGAUAUGUUGAUAAAUAAAGAAAUUGAUGUGUUCAUAAAACGCCUGGUUUUAAUGGAGCUAAAUUCUCGAAAACAAUGUUCGAAAAUCGUUUUGGCUGAAGAAAAAGACGGCAUUGCCCUACAUCCAUUCACAAAUUGGGCUGUUCGCACUGAUUCAGAAGAAACAUCUACCGUACAGUUAUUGUUAACACGGUAUGGAGAAGUGGUGUGUGAUAAAGAUCUUAUUUCUGUUAAAAAAGAUGAUAGCUACACUGGUACGAAAUUUCUUCCCAGAAAGCCACCUAUUAAUGACCCGUCUGUUGAAUGCCUUGAAGAUCAAAAACUGAAAGUCUCGUUUCAAAUACCUAAAGGAGUUAAAAACCCCAGGCCCUUCAUUGAUGGACAAAUUUAUACAUUCCAGUACUACUUCACAGGAAAUAAAUUUAAUACGAAAAAAGAUAUUUACAAAUCUUUAAAUUCCAUGAUAGCUUUGUUUGUCUACAGUGAAUAUCCAAUACCAACAAAACCUUGUUGGCUUAGACAUGUAAAGCCCAUAUUUCAACAAUAUGCAAAACUAUAUCCAGUGAUGAAAACACACUUCUUUGAUUUGGCUAACUAUGAUGAAGUAGUUUCAAACAAAAGAGGAAUAAUAAGAUCCAUGUCACUAAACGAAGACGAUCCAAAUUACAUGCCUGUGACAAGAGAUUUGUCUAAACCUAAAAAAGACAUGAUUUUAAAAUGGCUGGCGGAGGAUAAACCGUGUUAUGGUGCAAUAAACUUUGCAGUGAACGUCCAAAUGCUGGAGGAACUUCUACAAACAGCACUAAAGUUAGAACACUCUACAAUCCCACCUUAUUUAAAUGGAUAUUUCUCCCUAAAGAAAAGCCACAACACACAAGUGAAGGCAAUGAUGAAAAGUAUUUUGAUAUCUGAGAUGCAUCAUUUGGCUAUUGUAGCAAACAUUAUUAAUGCUAUUGGUGGUCAUCCAGACUUGCUGGCACCAGAUUUUGUGCCAUCAUAUCCAAGCUAUCUACCCGGCGGAUGUCAUCCCGACCAUAAAAUAUCAAUAAACAAAAUGUCCACGCUUCAAAUCCGAGAUGCUUAUAUGGUAAUCGAACAACCAGCAAGGGAACUGAAAGAGGGAGGAUUAAUGAAGACAAUUAAUAAAAUUAUUAAAGAUAAACAAAUAUCUCGAGAGUCAAACAAGCCUUCAUCUAAAAAAAACAAAUCAUGUACAAAAAAAUCUGAAAGCUGUCCCAAUGAAGAAGAAACAAGUCAUUAUUUGUAUGCAGAAGAUAAAUUAGCUUGUAAAGAAAUAGAAGACAUCUUUGUUACUACCUUUGGAGAUAUUAAUGGCAUCAUAGAAAACCAUGACACUAUUGGCCAACUGUACGCAAAAAUCCUCAUCUUACUUUCGAAAUUGGAAUGCGAUGAGAUGAUCACAUAUCAUACAAAUGUCCCACAAGUAGAGGUACGCGACGAAGUUUUCAAAGUAGACAGUUACAUAAGUGCAGUCAGAGCCAUAGAAAAGAUUGUAACUGAAGGUGAAGGAGCGUCCGCAUGUAAUCCCCUGGAUGACAGUACAGAGUUAUCUCAUUACUACAAAUUUGGAUCAAUGGUGAACAGACGUCAUAUUGAGACGUUCAAACAGGAAAAUAAAGUAGAGCCUACGAAUCAAGAUAUCAAAGAUAUAGAGCAUUGCAGCGGAACAUUUGCAUUUACUGGAAGAUAUUUGCCAUUUAAUGAAGAUGGUGUCUGGCCAAUGGUUUCAGAUCCAAAGAUGGAAAUGUACCAGGAAGGGAGCAAAGCAAGAUAUCUGGCAAUGCAGUUUAACAACACCUAUUUUGAGCUUCUCAAGAAUAUACAACAUGUGUUUGAUGCGACUAACUACACGGAUACAUUUCGCGAUUCAUUUGGAAUAAUGAAACAACUACUUAUUAUUGGUGAUAGACUUGUGCAGGUUGCUCUCAAAGAUGGUGGUGAUCCAAAUAUUGGUCCGAACGCUGGACCAAUUUAUCCUUCAUAUCCUUGAGACACUCUAUGCUUCAAAAGCGUCUAUAAGUCCUUUCUAAUUUUCUGUUAUUCUUUGAUAGAUUACUUUAAACAUAUUUUUGGGGAGAAAUGAGAUUAAUGUGAUUGUUACUAUAUAUUUUGAUUAUUAAACCAUCUAAAUGUUAA